GUUCCGCGGCCGUUAAUUAUCGCAAAUUUAAAACAUCUCGGAGGAUUUUGAACCGAUAGAUUUUUUUUUUCACUAUUUCCUCUUCUCCUUGUUUUUUUUCAGGAUUAUUUUCAACCACACCGGAUAAUGGUCCAGUAAAUUAUUCUCACCCAUCGUUGAGGGGGGUGUGUAUACACGUAACGUGUAUAUAUAUAUAAUUUUGUGAUUUUUUUUUUUACGCAAGUAUAUCGAUGGAGGGGCGAUAUAUAAAAGUUUGAGGCAUCCGCGUGGUGGAAUCAGAAGUGGCGGCACGUGUAUCACAGUAGCAUGGGUUAUUUUGUAAUUGUUAAUAAAUAAUAAUAUAGAAAGAAGGAGAAAAGAAAAAUAAUUUUCGAUCAACUAAAAGUUCUCUUACUUUUAUCAUAAACGUAUUCAAUUAUGUCGUAUUCGAUUCGCGGUAUUCGUUACAAGUGACGUACGAAAAAAAAAAAAACGAAAAUAUUAAAAAAAAAAAUAAAGGAAAAAGAAACGAUAUAAACGAACUGAUUUAUAUUAUUCGACGUAUAUAUAUAUAUUAUAGAAUCGUAGAUUUCUGUUAAAGGAAAAGACGAGAGAGAGAAAAUAAGAAGAAUGAAAAAUAUGUUGUACAACUGGGAAUUCAGCCAGGGUGACGUUUGGGCGAUCGCGGCGGUAUUCGCGAUAUUUUACGCGAUCUACUCGUUGAACGAUUAUUUCAGGAUCGUCAGAUUCGUAUUGACUUUGGGCGGUCCGCCGACUAUCCCGUUGAUAGGAAAUGCCUACAUAGUUGCCGACGAAACACUGAUGCACCAAAUGUCGCACACCGCCUACAACCAAUACGGUCCGAUAUUCAGAAUUUGGAUGACAGCCUUUCCGGCGGUGGUGUUAUUCGAACCCGCUGACAUUCAGGUGGUGUUGAGCAGCAGCAAACACCUGAAAAAGACCUUCAUUUACCGUAUGCUUCACAAUUUUAUUGGCGACGGAUUGAUAACCAGCGAAUCGGAUCGAUGGAAGACCCACAGGAAGCUCCUUCAGCCGGCGUUUCAUCUUCAGAUAUUAGAGAGAUUCACAAAUUCAUUCGCCGAGUGCGCCGAUCACCUGGUAAACCAAAUCGAUAAUUCCGUUAAGGAGAACGUCAACCUUACGAAAUUCGUCAACGAUUCCGUAAUUAAUAUUCUAAACGAAACUGUACUCGGGGUGACAUUGGCGUCGAAGAAAUUGAAGAAGGAGGACGAAUCACCCUUCCGUAAGGGUCAGGUAAUAGCGCCUUACCGCAUAGUUCACCCUUGGCUACUGGUGAACUGGAUAUACGACAAGACCGCCUACGGACAACAGGAGAACGCUCAUCAGGCUGAGCUUUUCGACAUAUGCAGAAAAAUGAUCGGCGAAAAACGGGAAGCGAUGAGAAAACGUAGGUCGACCAUCCUCGACGAGGAUCGCGGCGACGACGACGCGACGAGGAAGACCUCGCUCUUGGAAUUCAUGGUCGAAGUAAGCGAGAAAAAUCCAACCUUCGACGAGAACGACAUCAUCAACGAAUGCUGCACCUUCAUGCUGGCCGGUCAGGAUUCCGUGGGUUCGGCGGUUGCCAUAACAAUUUUCCUGCUCGCCGCAAACCCCGAAUGGCAGAACAAAUGCGUACGAGAACUGACGGAAAUAUUCGGCGACGACCCCCGAUCCCCGAACAUCAAGGAUCUCAAGGACAUGCGAUGCCUCGAGAUGUGCAUCAAGGAAUCCCUGAGGUUGUACCCCAGCGUUCCGGCGUUCGCCAGAAAAUUGGGGGAAGACACGAGAGUCGGCAAACACGUGAUUCCGGCCGGUUGCGACGUCUUCGUUUCGCCCUACGCGACGCACAGAUUGCCACAUCAUUUUCCGGAUCCGCACACGUUCAAUCCCGCGAGGUUCGAUCCUCAAUCGUCGGAAAAGAGACACCCUUACGCCUACAUACCGUUCAGCGCCGGGCCGAGAAACUGCAUAGGAUACAAAUUCGCAAUGCUGGAGAUGAAAGCGAUGAUCAGCGCGAUACUGAGAAAGUUUCAGCUACACCCGGUACCGGGGAAGGAGGAAAUUCGGCCAAAAUUCCGACUGACCUUGAGGAUCCAGGGUGGCCUGUGGGUCAACUUCAAAACGAGACCGGUAUCGGUAACGAGCGAAAUUUCGAACGACGCCAUUUAGCGCACAGUGAUAUUUACUAAUAUUUUUUUUAUAUAUAUUGUGUGUACAUAUAUAUAUAUAUAUAUAUAUAUGACUCGUACGAUAGUAAACCCGUAGAAGGUGCACAGUAAUUAGAUAUAUACAUAUUAUGUAUAGUAUUGGAAAAUGAAGAGGGAGGUAUUUUAUUGUAACGUCAUUAGAAUGUUUGAAUGGUUGUUGUUGUUUUUUUUUUUUUACGUAUGGUGUGGGAAUUGAAAAUUUAUUCCCGUACAGCUGAGCAAAUGUUGCGUGGUACAUAUUACGUACAUACACAUAUAUUUAUAUAUAUAUAUAUAUGUAUGUGUGUGUGUACGUAUACAUAUGUGCGUGUAUUAUUAUCGGUGCUUCGGUAUCACGUAUGUCUCUACUACUUACCUAUUUAUAUUCGGAAAGGAUAAGUGUACAGUAAAUAAUAAUUGAAAGUAUUUCUGCGUAA
Athalia rosae (coleseed sawfly) is the source of this 2626-nucleotide messenger RNA. RefSeq names its product probable cytochrome P450 4aa1 (gene Cyp4aa1). The transcript is spliced from 7 exons. The record is from RefSeq and is a predicted model, not a curated record. NCBI's taxonomy places the organism in Eukaryota, Metazoa, Arthropoda, Insecta, Hymenoptera, Athaliidae. Gene Ontology annotation, molecular function: heme binding; oxidoreductase activity, acting on paired donors, with incorporation or reduction of molecular oxygen; iron ion binding. The coding region runs from base 610 to 2172 and encodes 520 amino acids.